ACAGAUUUGAAGUAUUGUCAGAUCAUUGAAAGUAGUAGGUAGUUACGUUUGUAUGUCUUUAUAGAAGUCUAUUCUCGUCUUCGAAUGAUCCACUGUUAUUCAUAGGUUUAGACCAAACGUUUGACGUAACAAACGCAAAAUUCAUUUUUAUUCCGAUUGAACAAAAAUAGGAGACCACCUAUCUUCAUUUACUCGGAAACUGAUUUCCUUAAUAAUAUAGGUGCGAAACUUAUAUCUUAAGAACUCAGAAAUCCUUCCAAUAAAAACUAGCAGCGUUUGAGUAACCGUUGUACAGCAGGAAGAUCCUCUAACCUAAGUUUAGUAAUUAUCACUAUUUACAAACGAAUCAUUAUUUUAAGUGCAUUACUAAGUGGGUGUUCCUAUAUUCCUGCUUGAUAACACUUUUGUCGUGCAUCUUGACGUAUUCUUUGAUCUUUUUCAAAUUUCAUUGCAUCCAACUCACCCAGCAUAAAGCCAAAACUGUUUAUGUCACUUGUCAACGAAUUUUCAGCAAUCAUUCAGAUACUACAUUGAUAAGUCAUUUCCAUAAAACUCUGUAUGUCUGAGUAUACAGUAUGAGGUUUAUUCGCCUGUCCACUUAAAUCUGUUUCAUAUUAUUUGCAGUUGUAAUAAAUGAUUGUAUUUGACUUAAACGUGAUUAAGCGGCUCUCUCAUGAGGUUCAAGGAGUAUGUUUUCGCAGUGCAGAAUAAAAAAGCCUAGGGAAUUUCUUUCAAUAUCCCACACCAAUGCAUUAUCAAUUUAAUAAAUCUACUUCACCCACUUACUUUUCAGUUUCUCUUGUAAAAAAGAUUCACAAGGAAACGCAUCAUAUUUCACAAUCACACCUUGAGUUUCAAUACAAAAUGGCUGCAAAUCAAGAUAUUAUCAAAACAUCGUCACUAUUUUCUGAUAAAUCUAUGAGCCUAAAAGAAAGUCACAGAUAUAUUUUAUCAACGCUAAAUGAUCAUACACCUAUACGAUCAUUUGAUGGCAGUUUUUCUGUUAAUCGUAAUAAUAAGAAUCAAAUAGGAUAUUUUACACCUUGGUCACCUAUUGAAGUUACAUUCUCUGAAUGUACAUCUCGAGGCAAUUCCAUUUAUACUGCCGAAUCAAAUAUACAUGAAGAUAUAGUCAGGAAAAUGAGUUUACCUAACAAUAUUACAGUUAACAAGACUGAUAAUCCUCUUGAUUAUUCCAUACAUUCCCAUUUUAUUGAUCAUCAGUGUUUAACAUCUACCAGUUCGAAAGUAACAGAUCCUCAGCAAUCAAAUUACAAUCGCACUUCAUCACUCGAAUUUUCAAACAGCUUCAAAUUUAAUAAUAACAAUACAUCUUCCUUAAGGAAAUCAGAAUGCACUUCCGAUCCAGUUGUAUGUUACACUACAAAUAAUGAAACUGAUGGUGGACGUUUAUCAAAACGAAAGUAUUCUAAAAACCAUUCUAGUGUAUCUAGGAAAUACACUGGAAAAUAUAUAAAAGCAGGAAUCAACAAGAUUACUGGCCUUAAUCAACCUAAUGCAAUCAGUAUUCCUAUCAGUAAUAAUAAUACACAUAUCAAUGACAGGUUUGAGGUUAUUCACGCUCAUGCGAUUAAUCAUUCAUUAACACAUAAUUUACUGAAGGAGACAUGUUCUUUAAAUCAAAAUACUGUAAAUGAAGAUGGGAAUUCAAUAAAUGGUAAAAAAUCGAAAUUAGAUAAAAGUUGUCCCACACUUGAAAAAAAUAGCGUCAACAAACAAACAAUAGAUAUGACUUUUUAUUCCACUCCCAAAGACAGCCCAUGGAACAAUGACGAAGAUGAAGGUAAAACUAACAGUGAUAAUCAAAACAAUGUGAAAAAUACUGUUGUUUCAACAGGAGCUUAUAAAUACUUAUCAUGGCGUGAAAAAGAUCGUAGACGAAGGUUUCGUGAAGAAUGGAAACAUUUAUGGCUUGUUAUACCACAUGGACUUCAUGAAGUUAUGUGCCUUAUUUGUCAUAAAGUUAUGACUCAAAGAAAAUUAGAUACAAUAAAACGUCAUGUUGUUAGAAGACAUCCAGAAUUAUUAAAAAUGUAUGAUCAUGAUAAAAGAGAAUUAUUUAAUCAAUUAAUUAAACAAUCUAAUUUAAUAGAUCAUACAAACAUUAAUUCAAUCAUAAAUAAUCCAUGUAAAUUCAUACAAAAAUCCAAUGAUUCAUAUAA
Messenger RNA from Schistosoma mattheei, 2183 nucleotides. Lineage: Eukaryota; Metazoa; Platyhelminthes; Trematoda; Strigeidida; Schistosomatidae. The record is from the annotation of a GenBank genome assembly.